Molecule: messenger RNA, 378 nt
Organism: Trypanosoma grayi
Lineage: Eukaryota; Euglenozoa; Kinetoplastea; Trypanosomatida; Trypanosomatidae
Exons: 1
Coding region: 1-378 (125 amino acids)
Source: RefSeq, a predicted model, not a curated record
AUGUACCGCGCUGCGCUGCGUGGUAGCUCUAGGGGGUCUGCGUGUUUCCCCAACUGGGCCAGCAGGCGAGGGUCGAGAUCGUGUUCGAUUACCGCUGCGGCUGUAUGCGCCAGCGUGCCUCCUUUUUAUGGAAUGCACUGUCAUACCGAAUGGGCGGAAAACGUUUUUCAUGCCUCGCGAGGUUGGCGUUGUGAGCCUUUCCCCCUCCAACAAUCCCUUGGUGACGCCUCUUGCUUUUUUUGCACCUUCUCGCCCGAUAAUCCCGUAUGGCGCAGCUCGGCGAGGGUCGAUCUUGAAAGUCUUUGGAAGAGCCCCCCAAUCUACAAUGAGGGCUUCCUUGGUUUGAGGGUGGGGAAUAAAAUUUUCCUUUUGGAGUAG